CUGGUCGGUCUCUGAUAUAGGCGUAUUUCACGCAGGCGUCGCUCCAGACUCCAUCGGGCGCCCGACGGAUCCUCAGCUCAACUGCGGCUAUAGGAGUGGACAUCGGAAAAGAGGUCUAUUCCUCCGUUCUCAGCUGAAGUCAACAUUUCCCAAAAGAGAAGGCGAAACCUACUUGGGCGGCACAGAAGUGCGCAGUGAAAGACAAUGCUUAUCGGUCCGCCCUCAGAAGCGUACUUGCUCCAGACUCCUUCGUUUGACAGAUGAAUCGCCACCUCAACUGCCGCUGUGGGAGUGGACGUCGCAAGUGAGUGACGAUGACGUCCAUUCCGGCAGAGGAAUCAGAGAGGGGGGAGCUUCACGAAUUCCUUCGAGGAGCCGACAUUCACUCCUAGUACGACAAAUUCAAAGAGAUAGAGACGAUGACGUCCGUUACGACAAAUGAAUCCAACCCGGAGCUUGAGAAGCUCCUUCAAGACGCUGACCUUUUCUCCUAUUACGACAAGUUCAUCGAUAUAGGCGGGGACAAUGUGCAGCAGCUUCGUGACUGCACGCCGGACGACUUCCAGGAGGUCAUCACCCUGGUACAUAUGGCCACAAAGCCACUUCACGUAAAGAGAUUGAAGAAAGCACUGAAAGAGUGGAAACCACAGCCAGUCUCAGGAACGUCCACGGCGGCAGAUGAAGCAAAAGGGGAGCUUCACGAACUACUUGGACGAGCGGGUCUGCUCUCCUACCACGGCAAGUUCAUGAGGAUAGGCGUGGACAAUGUUCAGCAGCUUUGUGACUGCACGGCGGAAAUAUUCCAGCGAGUGAUUGAACUUGUUGGCAUGGCCGAAAAGCAACUUCACGUCAAGAGAUUGAAGAAUGCGCUGGGCCAGUGGACACGACAGUCAGCCGUAACGACGUCCAUUGGGCGGAACCAGUCGGAGCGUGAACUCUACGAGCUACUUCAGCGAGCGGAUCUCCUCGCCUACUACAACAAGUUCAUUGAGAGAGGCUGGGUCAAUGUGCAGCGGCUUUUUGACUCGACGAAAGAAGAGCUUCAAGAGGUCGUCGACAGUGUUGGCAUGGCUGAAUACACAUUUCACGUCAUGAGAUUGGAGAACGCACUGGCACAUUGGCCAUGGAACCCAGACACAAUGGAGCCCACUCCGGCAAAGAAACAAAAACAACCGGAGAUUUGCGAACUCCUUGAACAAGCGGGACUUGGCUGUUACGAGAAGAAAUUCAUGGAAAUAGGCGCAGACUAUAUGCAGCAGCUUCACGACUUGACUGGCGAAGAGUUCCAUGAGGUCAUCGACCAGGUAAAGAUGUCCAGGAAGCCGAUUCAUAUAAAGAAACUCAAGAAGGUACUCGAAGAAUGGACGAGGCACGCAGGCACAUUGCAAGUUCGCCCACCAACAGUGGACGAGAGAUCUUCUGAGACUGCGGAUGUCAGAGCUAGGAUGCAUUCUGCCAUCGACAGGAGAGACGUCGAGCAAGUGCGAAAGUAUAUGCAGGAUAACCCUUUGCUAAAGAUGUGGCUCAAUCCACAUACGGAUGAGUCGGCUUUACAUCGAGCUGUGAAGAAGAACGCAUUUAAAGUGUAUGGCCUUCUGCGGUCGGAGAAAUGUGAAUUCAAGGACACUGACGAAAGCUAUUGUUUGUCGCGCUUGAAUAAGCUGCAAAGGUCAGAACUCGUGCGACAAGAACAUUUUGUAACCCGGUCCCGGGAAUCUCACAUCCAUGCUCUCAAGAGCAGAUCGAAGAGCCAAGCCGCUUGUGAAGGAUUUGACGAAAUUCUCGAUAACUUGUAUCGUGCUCUCGACAGCAGCGACUUACUCCGGCCCGUGUUGAAAGUGGCAUCAGAGGCCCCCCAUUUGAGUAUUCUCUUCGGCUUUGAGCAAGAGCACACCCACUGGAUGACGGGCCACGGCAGUGAAUGCCUCGGGUUAACUCUCCUAGAAAAACAAAGAAUCUUUGUGGGAGCCAAGGGGCUCCACGGGGGACCAACGCAAGACACGAAUGAUCGCACAAAUGAAGUCGCAGGGACCAUGGCCCACGAGCUAUGUCAUUUGGCUCUAUCUCUGGUAUACAAAAAUAAAGGAAGGCCCUAUCGGCACAGGGAUGCAAUCAGAAGAGGCCAUUACGCAAGUAUCCUGGAGGACGCUAAAGGUAGAAAGCAAGACUUGCAUUAUAUCUUAAAAUGGGUAUUUAAUGAGGAAGCCGAAAAUGAGGAUGCCGAAGCAGAACUCAUUGUUCGUGUUCCUCAUAUUCUUGCUCUUGAUCCUACGGAAGGCGACAAAAUCCUCGAGAAACAAGUCCCGAGACUCUACCAAUUCUUCAAAGAGGACGUCAUCCAUGAUAUGGUACUUUGCACACAGAAUGACUGUCCCAUAAAGGAAAGCGAAAUAAUCAGGGAGUUCAACGCAAAAUUAGGAAGGGCGUCAUCAACAGAGGAUCUGAACAUAACAUUUCAGACAAGGCUUCAGCAGAGCGUUCUUGUAUAUAAGCCGUUUGUUGUCCUUGCAGCAUCGAAUUUGUUGUUCCUCGAAGCAAUGGUUAAUGACCUCGUGAGAGAACAAGAUGUUCCCUAUCUGUUUCUCGAAGCAUCACAGUGGAAGCAGGAAACACGUAAGAUCCUAGACAAGAACAAGUGCAGGUUCUUGCUCCUAUCGUGUGAGGGCAAAACUGACCUCCAAGGCAUUCUUCAGUACUCAGAAAAACUGCAUGACAUCACCGGCACGAACGUCAUUCUGCUGACGUCAAACACCAACCUGGAGCACUGUCGCCAUGAGGUUAAAAAGAUACCACUAUCUGAGAGCGAAGUUGUCGAAGACAUACAGUGUGCUAGUUAUGAGAAUGUGAGGCCAGUGUGCAAGAAAGCAAUUAUAGAAAUGUCACAGAUCGCACUUCAGUCUCCCGACCACCAGUCUUCUAUUCACCGCAUCCUAGAUACGGAUCGGUUUUUGGAAAUUUGCCCCGAGAACACGUUUCUAACAUUGUGCAGAGAAAAGGUUCUGCAUUUUGGCCCACAGCUGAAGGCACUUAGCAAAAAUGUGAGCAAGUGCUACAUUGAACAAAAGUGUCGAAGGUCCACUGAAGUGGAUUUGAGAAAGGUCGAAGAGCGUUCUAGGCACGACGCUUUCGCUAUCCUCGGAUGCACAGAGGAAACACUCCGGUCAUUUCUACCAAAACUGCAUGCUCUGAAGCGAAUGAGCACCUUGGACAAGUUCGAGGAAAUUGUCAUUCUGGACAGUGGCGGUGACUACAACAAUCUUGUUGACAUGAAAUACUACAAGGGGAAGACAGUUCACCUGCUAGAAUUCGGUGAUGGAUGCUUAAUGUGGAGAAAAUCAAACGGCGCCCUAAGUCACCUUCCCAUGAUCGGUGAAGAAAACUGCUCAGCAAUUUCUCUACUUGAAAGAAGUGAGAAAGUCGUCGUUGUGUCCGGAGACUCAGGAAUGGGAAAAACCGUGUUGGCGACCUGGCUUUGCACAAAAAUCAAGGACUCAGACAAGCAAGCAUGGGUGCUUCAUGUCAGUAACUAUCCGCAGGUGCAAGAGGCUAUGACUAUACACAGUGGACAAACUGGUGUAAUUAAUUUCAUACCGUUCGCGAAGUUGUGUGGCGUGUCAACAAGCGGAGUAGAGUUUGAACUGUUCCAGGAAAGCGUCACUGAGGGACGUCCGUUUAACGUGUGGGUCAUUUUCGACGCCCUUGACGAAAUUCAGGAGACCAGCCGGAAAAUGAUCCUUGAUCUCACGAAGGUCUUGGUGAAAGCAAAGCUUUCUAAGAUACUACUGUUCACACGCACCAUAUGUACAAAUUCGAUUCAAGAUGAAAUGCACGUGGUGUCUUUCCACAUGAAUCCGUUCUCCAAGGACGACCAAGCGCAAUUUCUGCAGAAAUACACCGAUCAAACGCCAUCUUCGCUAUCCAAUACUGAGGCCAUUGACAAAACGUUCGAAAAGAUACUUCGUCACGUUACAGUCAAUUACAGCUCCAUUCUAGGCAAUCCUCUUCUUCUCCGAAUGAUGGCCGAGGUGGGGCGAGGGGAAACCUCUGAUCCCGAUUACUGCGGCUUGGUACAAAGCAUGUUGAACUCUCAUAAUUGCUAUCUACUGUUAUCCGUGUACAGGUUGUUUGUCGAGUACAACUACCUGCGAUAUCGCAAAGAAAAAAAGAAUGAGGAUAUAGGAAAAGCCGCCGCCCAAGAUGAUGACAUGAGGUUGAAGCCGAAAUUUUACGAGGACUAUGGUCGCCUAGCAGUCAAGGCUGUUCUCUCCCAGGACGUCCUCAACGGACUACUAAGUGAAACUGAGUCGCGUGACUUGGAACCCAGUGGGACGCUAAUGACGGACGUCAAGGAGAACAGGCUAAAACACGGUCUCAUACAGGAAUUGAGCAACGAUGUGCCUCGCUUUGUGCAUCACAGCUUCGCCGAGUUUUUCGCAGCAGAUUCGCUCUUCAAGAGGCUACAAAAAGUGGAUGCUAGAAGCCGUGAAAAUAUGACACGUAUAGUCUCCAGGUUGUAUGGAGAAUCUAGCUAUCAGGGCAUGUUGAGUUUCUUGGAUGGUUUAGCAGCAGAGCGACACGUAGUACACGGCAGUAUUAUGAAUAACGACCUAGAGAGCUUCAAAGAAGCUCUAGAAAAUGAUUGCUCUCUAGACAGCCUCGAAAGAACGCCUCUGCACGUCGCGGCGCUGCACGCUGAUCACGAUAUCUUAAAGUAUAUUCCCGUUAAUGAAGCGCUGGCACAGAAAGAUAUGAUAGGUAUGACACCUCUCAUGUACGCUGAUCAGAUUCAAUCCUGGGACAGAUUAGACGCCUUCUGCGCUCGUGGUGGCGGUUUUCCUCUCAAUUGGUUUGAACAACUACCGACGGUGCUCGCGAACCUCAUCUCUCAACGAGGUCUUAAUAGUUUCUUUUUACAAGACGUCGUUUACGCGCGACGUAAGGGACUGUUAUCUGUGCUGCUUAGAGAGUUUUGCAAAAUUAAGAUAUAUUCCAGUGACACCUGCAUUGAGAGUGCACCACGAUACUUCAUGGAAAACGACUGCCCCGAUCAGGACGUGAUAUAUACCCCUGUAGAUAUUGACCGUAUUAAUUUUGCCGGUUUCUUUACGCCUUUAUAUAUCAGCAUCAAUGAUGACGAACUUGAUAUUUUCCAGAUGCUUCUUCCUUAUUCCUCACUAAACUUUAGUGAUAGGUUUGAACAAACAGCGUCCAGUGAAUGCGUUGCCCUCGGUCGUACGGACAUGCUGAAGCAUCUACUCCCUUUAACACCUGUAUUACCGUACCGCGAUGUAUGUCAGAGUAAACCUGAUACUGUAGACGUUCUACUCCCACAUUUGUUGGCCGAAUUCACUAUUACGCGGGGCCUCUUGCAUAACAGCAUUGAUAUGGGACACAAUAGAGUAACGAGAGCUAUUCUUCCUCACACUGAUGCAAGUGAUCGCAAUAUGCAUCGAGGCAAAACGGCUUUACAAGUAAGCGUGAACUCUGGUUACUUGGGUGGGGUGAGACUUAUGCUGCCUUACUCUGACGUUUAUGGAAUUGACAUGCAUGUCCUAGCUCCACUUCUCAUGGAUGUUGACGACAGAGAUUCACUGCAUAGACGGAUACUACGUAGGAUACGACAGUUGGAGGACGUGGUAGACAAAAAGGGGAGUAAUGACGCAUUUGCCAUUGCACAACUCCUCAUUCUUCACUCGAACAUGGUCUCUCUUAACAUUGACGCCAAAACAAUUCUACUGAUUGGCAUCAAGUGUAGAAACCCCCUUGCCACUUUCAAACUAUUUCUUCCUCAUCUGUCAGGCACAUCCCAUGAUAUAAGACAACAAAUAUCAGCCCAUUAUCCUUUAACGGCUGGAGAGCAAGGUAUCCUAAAGUAUCUCAUUUCUUACACUCCGAUUAACACUCCCGGUGAGGAUGGAUAUACACCACUCGCUACCUGCUGCCGUAAUGGAUACUUGACAGCGGCGAAGCUUCUCGUUCCUCUUACAGCAUUUGGCGAACUUGAAAGCUUACCACUGCAGGGGAGUGUGCUCAGAAGCAAGUGUGAUAUCGUAGAGAUGAUUCUCCCCCACUCCUUCAAACAUCAGUGUAACAGAGCUUUAUCAAUGGCGAUUGAUGUGACAGACAUGAAUACGAUGAAAUUACUCCUACCCGUUGCUGAUGUGAACGGUCUUGCAAUGAUGACUAAGUGGCGUGGAAUUGUGAAGCGAGGUGACUGGGCAUCGGUGCAGCUUUUUCUAUCUUACACGAAUACACGUGAGAGCGACAUCAGCCAGAACGUAUGGUUAUUGUUCAGUGCCUGCAAAACGUCGAAAGAGCAAGAAAAAGAUGAGGAAGAAGAAGAAGACGAAGAAGAAGAAGCAGGGGCAGAAGAAGGAGAAGAAGAAGAAAAUGAAGAAGAGGGGGAGGGAGAAGAAACGGAAGAAGAGGAAGAAGAUGAUGAUGACGACAGUGAUGAACAGAAUGGUGAAAUGCGCGAUCUACAUAUCACGAUAUUAAAGCUGCUUAUCCUCCACUCGAACUUUAAUAUUGUGGAUGCAGGCCGUGCGCUGCCACUCGACCGGAGCGUCCCAAGCAUUCAGAUGAUGGAGCUGCUCUGCCCUGAUCCUUCGCUGAAAAAGCUAAUAUUGCCACAUUCGGCACUCAGGACCCGUAGUAUAAGUGUAGCAGAGUUCAUGCAGUGCGUUGCAAUCACUGAAAAGCAGGAUGUACUAAGGUAUAUCAUUUCCAUCACCCCAAUUAACACUCCGGAUGAAAACAGAGAUACACCACUGGCUUACUGCAGUUGUAAUGGAUACUUGACAGCGGUGAAGCUUCUCCUUCCUCUUACAGCAUUUGGCGAACUUGAAAGCUUACCAUUGCUGGGGAGUGUGCUCGGAAGCGAGCGUCGUGUCGUAGAUAUGCUUCUCCCCCACUCCUUCAAACAUCAGUGUAACAGAGCUUUGUCAAUUGCGAUUCAUAUCACAAACAUGGAUACGAUGAAAUUACUCCUACCAGUUGCUGAUGUGAACGGUCUUGCAAUGAUGACUAAGUGGCGUGGAAUUGUGAAACGAGGUGACUGGACCUCGGUGCAGCUUUUUCUACCAUACACGAACACACAUGAGAACGACAUCAGUCAGAACAUACCAUUAUUAUUGAAUGCCUGCACAACGUCGAAACAACAAGAAAAAGGUGAUCAAGAGGAUGAAGAAGAGGAGAAGGGAGGAGAAGAAGUGGAAGAAGAGGAAGAAAGUGAUGAUGACGACAGUGAGGAACAGAAUGGUGAAAUGCGCGUUCCACGUAUCAAAAUAUUAAAGCUGCUUAUCCUCCACUCGAGCUUUAAUAUUGUGGAUGCUGAUCGGGCUCUCUCACUCGACCGGAGCGUUACAAGCAUUCACAUUAUGGAGUUGCUCUGCGCGGAUCCGUCACUGAAAAAGCUAAUAUUGCCACAUUCGCCACUCAGGACCCGCAGUAUAAGUGUAGCAGAGUUCAUGGAGUGCGUUGCAACCACUGAAAAGCAGGAUGUUCUAAGGUAUAUCAUUUCCUUCACCCCAAUUAACACUUGGGAUGAAAACGGAGAUACACCACUGGCUUACUGCAGCUGUAAUGGAUACUUGACAGCGGUGAAGCUUCUCAUUCCUCUUACAGCAUUUGGUGAACUUGAAAGCUUACCAUUGCUGGGGAGUGUGCUCGGAAGCGAGCGUCGUGUCGUAGAGAUGCUUCUCCCCCACUCCUUCAAAUUUCAGUGUAACAGAGUUUUGCCAAUUGCGUUUGAUAUGACAAACAUGAAUACGAUGAAAUUACUCCUACCAGUUGCUGAUGUGAAGGGUCUUGCAAUGAUGACUGAGUGGCGUGGAAUUGUGAAACGAGGUGGCUGGGCCUCGGUGCAGCUUUUUCUACCAUACACGAACACACAUGAGAGCGACAUCAACCAGAACAUACCAUUAUUAUUGAAUGCCUGCACAACGUCGAAACAACAAGAAAAAGGUGAUCAAGAGGAUGAAGAAGAGGAGAAGGGAGGAGAAGAAGUGGAAGAAGAGGAAGAAAGUGAUGAUGACGACAGUGAGGAACAGAAUGGUGAAAUGCGCGUUCCACGUAUCAAAAUAUUAAAGCUGCUUAUCCUCCACUCGAGCUUUAAUAUUGUGGAUGCUGAUCGGGCUCUCUCACUCGACCGGAGCGUUACAAGCAUUCACAUUAUGGAGUUGCUCUGCGCGGAUCCGUCACUGAAAAAGCUAAUAUUGCCACAUUCGCCACUCAGGACCCGCAGUAUAAGUGUAGCAGUGUUCAUGCAGUGCGUUGCAAUCACUGAAAAGCAGGAUGUACUAAGGAAUAUCAUUUCCUUCACCCCAAUUAACACUUCGGAUGAAAACGGAGAUACACCACUGGCUUACUGCAGCUGUAAUGGAUACUUGACAGCGGUGAAGCUUCUCAUUCCUCUUACAGCAUUUGGUGAACUUGAAAGCUUACCAUUGCUGGGGAGUGUGCUCGGAAGCGAGCGUCGUGUCGUAGAGAUGCUUCUCCCCCACUCCUUCAAAUUUCAGUGUAACAGAGUUUUGCCAAUUGCGUUUGAUAUGACAAACAUGAAUACGAUGAAAUUACUCCUACCAGUUGCUGAUGUGAACGGUCUUGCAAUGAUGACUGAGUGGCGUGGAAUUUUGAAACGAGGUGACUUGGCCUCGAUGCAGCUUUUUCUACCAUACACGAACACACAUGAGAGCGACAUCAACCAGAACAUACCAUUAUUAUUGAAUGCCUGCACAACGUCGAAACAGCAAGAAAAAUGUGAUGAAGAGGAUGAAGAAGAGGAGAAGGGAGGAGAAGAAGUGGAAGAAGAGGAAGAAAGUGAUGAUGACGACAGUGAGGAACAGAAUGGUGAAAUGCACGUUCCACGUAUCAAAAUAUUAAAGCUGCUUAUCCUCCACUCGAGCUUUAAUAUUGGGGAUGCAGAUCGGGCUCUGCCAUUCGACCGGAGCGUCGCAAACAUUCACAUAAUGGAGUUGCUCUGCCCGGAUUCUUCGCUGAAAAAGCUAAUAUUGCCACAUUCGCCACUCAAGACCCGCAGUAUAAGUAUAAGUGUAGCAGAGUUCAUGCAGUGCGUUGCAAUCACUGAAAAGCAGGAUGUACUAAGGUAUAUCAUUUCCUUCACCCCAAUUAACACUUCGGAUGAAAACGGAGAUAGACCACGGGCUUACUGCAACCUUAAGGGAUACUUAACAGCCGCGAUGCUUCUCCGUCCUCUUACAGCAUUUGGCGAAAUUGAAAGCGUACCAUUGCUGGGGAGUGUGCUCCGAAGCAAGUGCCGUAUCGUAGAGGGGCUUCUCCCCCACUUUUUCAAACAUAGCAUCGACAUCGUGUUGCGAGUUGCCGUUACGCUCGGGCGCGCGGAUGCCAUGAAAUUGGUUCUUCCCCAUGUUAAUUUGAACGCCCGUACAGUAAUGAAAAGGACGGCGUGGCAUGAUAGCGUGCGCCGAGUUGACUGGGUAUCCGUGCAGCUCUUUCUGCCGUACACAGGUAGACACGAGAGUGACAUGAGCAUAAACACGGCGCUGCUGUUGAAUGCUUGCAAAGAGUCGAAACCCAGUGACGAAUCAUCGAAGGGAAACCAUAAGCAGACCGGGGAAAUGGACGCUGGAGUUGUCAAAGUAUUGAAGCUGCUUAUCCUCCACGCGAGGUUCAAUAUUGUGGAUCGGGCUCUGCCACUCGACGGGAGCAUCAAAAACAUUCACAUGAAAAAGUUACUACAACCGCAUUCGAAGAUCAAGGAGCCUCGGCUUGUUGACACAUUGCGUAGCGUACGCCGCAUGCGGAAACUCUCUCUGCAAUAUUCAUUGUUUUUAUAGUCACCACAGAUGUUCCAUUACGCUUUACCUGUUCGAUUUGCCGUUCUUUCUGUCGUCAUACCAUGCUGCAAAAUCAUUACCGCUUUAACGAUCAUCUACUCUUCUCAUCAAUCUGACAAUUUUUGCGUCACGGUGUCGUUCUCGAUUGAUGUUCUUUUUUUUAUAUAGUGUCGUUUUCCUCCAACGGUUGCGUCGUCUUGAUGACUUUUCAUGUGGCCUCUUGCAGUGGACUUUAAUGUUGUAAAGCUAUCUCAGUCUGUCCAUUCUCCACAACGCUAACGAACGGAGUAGUAUCCACUUGCCAGGAAAUGACACUUCCUGGAGACACAGUGCAUGCAUGGGGACAUUGUCCCGAGUUUAUAUCAUCUACCCAUCCCAGGGGCACACUUCAGCUACACAACGGUAUCAUGCGUAAUAAUAGUAGUAUUAACAACAAUAUAAUGACGCGUUAUAACAUCGCCAGUGUAUACCUGCUUCUUCGUAGACCACGCAUUCAAUGUCUUCCGGUAAUAAAUAUUGAUGGCAGUUGA
Ornithodoros turicata is the source of this 10348-nucleotide messenger RNA. RefSeq lists its product as uncharacterized. Lineage: Eukaryota; Metazoa; Arthropoda; Arachnida; Ixodida; Argasidae. Gene Ontology annotation, molecular function: transcription coregulator activity; transcription factor binding. Gene Ontology annotation, biological process: regulation of DNA-templated transcription. The transcript is spliced from 12 exons. The record is from RefSeq and is a predicted model, not a curated record. Gene Ontology annotation, cellular component: nucleus. Bases 420 to 9818 code for a protein of 3132 amino acids.